Messenger RNA from Nicotiana attenuata, 1930 nucleotides. Its product is annotated as cytochrome P450 724B1-like. The coding region runs from base 1 to 1806 and encodes 601 amino acids. Lineage: Eukaryota; Viridiplantae; Streptophyta; Magnoliopsida; Solanales; Solanaceae. Gene Ontology annotation, biological process: sterol metabolic process. The transcript has 11 exons. The record is from RefSeq and is a predicted model, not a curated record. Gene Ontology annotation, molecular function: transferase activity; iron ion binding; monooxygenase activity.
AUGGAGCUUCCCUUUGUGAAAUACUCUACUUCAGCUCAAAGAACUCCAAGAAUAUUUAUACUUAUAAUAGUUUUAGCUGUUACAGUUCUGGGUCUUAUCCCUCUUUACCACCCCUUUAAUUGGUACCCAGCAGAUUUAUUAACCCAAAAUCCAUCUGAAAUAUCACCCACAUACCAUGCUGAGGAGCAUAAGAUAAAAAUUAUAGAGCCAGAAACAUGCGAUAUUUUCAGUGGGGAAUGGGUUUGGAAUCCGGAUGAUCCAUAUUACACGAAUGUGACCUGUUCUGAAAUCCAUGAGCACCAAAAUUGUAUGAAGUAUGGUAGACCUGAUACUGAUUACUUGAAGUGGAGGUGGAAGCCUAAUGGAUGUGAGCUCCACAUCUUUAACCCGUUUCAGUUUUUGGAUAUGGUCAGAAACAAGUCUUUGGCAAUUGUCGGUGACUCAGUUGGAAGAAACCAAAUGCAGUCCUUGAUUUGCCUCCUGGGCCGGCCUAAAGGCUUACCUAAUGGGAGCAUGGGCUUACCCUUUGUUGGAGAAACAUUUGGCUUCUUUACCCCUCAUAAAUCAUUCUCCAUUGGCGACUUCUUGCACGAACGUCGCUCUAGGUUGAGCAGAUAUGGAAAAGUAUUCAAAUCCUAUCUUUUCGGCUCUCCAACUAUUGUUUCAUGUGACUUAGAGUUCAACACAUUUGUACUUCAGAAUGAAGGCAAGCUGUUCCAAAGCAGCUAUCCUAAACCAGUUAGAGACAUUCUUGGCAAACACUCUUUAAUUCUUGCCACUGGUGAUCUUCACAAAAAAUUCAGAAGUAUUGAAGUUGGCCUCAUCAAUAAAUUCAAAUGCAAACCCGAUUUUCUCGCUUGUGUUGAUAAGUUAUGUAGCUCGUUAAUGGAAUCAUGGAGAGGAAAUCAAGUGGUUCUCUUCUCAAAAGAAGCUAAACAGUUUACCUUUAAUUUGAUGUUGAUGAAUGUACUACACAUGGAACCUGGAGAGCCACUAGCAUUGCAGUUAUUAGAGGAUUUCCUAACGUUCAUGAAAGGAUUGAUUCAGUCUCUUCGCGCGCAGGCUCGUACGAGGAUCUCGUCCACCUUGAAGCAAGUACUGGAAGAUAGAAAAAAGAGAGAAGAAUUGGGGAUUAAUGGACUAGCCAAAGAAGAUAUUUUUAAUGAGAAUUUUUUGAAAGGGCACUUAAGUGAUGCGGAGAAAGUAAGCAUUUUGCAAGAUCUUCUGUUGGCCGGUUAUGAAACAACCUCAGGACUUCUGUCCCUACUCGUCUAUUUUCUUGUCCAAUCACCUCAAGCUCUCCAGUACUUGAAGAAUGAACAUCGAGCAUUGAGGAGAACGAAAAAGGAAGGGGAACCCAUAAACUGGGAAGAUUAUAAGCAAAUGAAAUUCACCAUUAUGGUCAUUAAUGAGACUCUACGUUGUGGCAACUUGGUGAAGUUUGUUCACAGGAAAGCUAUCAAGGAUGUAGAAUUCAAAGGAUAUUAUAUACCAGCGGGAUGGAAAGUCCUUCCUAUCUUAUCUGCUGUACAUCUUGAUCCAUCCCUGCAUCAAAAUCCAUCAGAGUUCAAUCCUUGGAGAUGGGCCGAUCCGACCACAAGCAAGAGGGUGAUCCCAUUUGGUGGUGGAUUGCGGCUAUGUCCGGGAUGGGAACUUGCUAAAUUGGAAGCAGCUUUAUUCCUACACCAUCUUGUCAUCAAUUACAGGUGGACAGCGAAAGAAGAUGAUCAUCCAAUGUUGUAUCCAUAUUUGGAAUUCCCGAGAGGAUUGCUAAUGACUUUAGAAGCAGAAACAAGUGAAUUUUAAGGAUAAUAUUUAUUUAAGGUGAUAGACAACAAGGACAAAGUGAUAGAAUGAGAUUAAUAGAAGUAAUUGUUUGACACAUUUUAAAUGAAAACAGAUGUUGCAGAUUUACCAAGUUGAGCUACAA